AUGUGCACUCCGACCCCGCACAGAGUGCGCAUGUGUGGCGUCCCGUGCAUACGCACUCCGUACGGGGCCGCUUGCACGUGGCAGCCUUACGGGCCCGUAGGCCGCCGUGCAAGUCCGUACGGACUGCCGCUUGCACGGCGGCCCCUACAGAGCGCGCAUGUGCGGCACCCUUAUUACGACGACGACUGCGUCGAGAAAUGCGCCGUCGCGCCGGGACACCGAGGGGCGUCGAAGUGGCGUCCGCUGACUGACUGGCUGACGGGGCAGAGCGGCAGCGGAGGAGGAGGGGGGCAGGCGUCACGAGCGCCCCCCCUCCCCGGGCGGGAAAAGGCGACUCCUUCGCGGAAGGCAGCGGAGCUGAAAGGCGCACUCUGGGAUGUUGCCAUGGAAGGACAAAAGAGUCACGCGCAUCAUCCGGACGACCAGAACAACCCGCUCUGCAAAGUGGCAAACCAGGAACGCCCGCACGAGGCGCAGAGGCACCUGACUUCGUACCCGUAUCGCUGCGCCUUAGCCGACUUUCAGAUCGAGAAGAAAAUCGGGCGAGGGCAAUUCAGCGAAGUCUACAAGGCCACUUGCCUUCUGGACAGAAAACUAGUGGCGUUGAAGAAAGUCCAGAUAUUUGAAAUGAUGGAUGCCAAGGCUAGACAAGAUUGCAUUAAGGAAAUAGACCUUUUGAAGCAAUUGAACCACCCCAACAUAAUCAAGUAUUUGGAUUCAUUUAUCGAGGACAAUGAACUGAACAUUGUAUUGGAACUGGCGGACGCAGGCGACCUCUCUCAGAUGAUUAAGUAUUUUAAGAAGCAGAAACGGCUGAUUCCGGAGCGGACGGUUUGGAAAUACUUCGUGCAGCUGUGCAGCGCCGUCGAACACAUGCAUUCCCGACGAGUGAUGCACAGAGACAUCAAGCCAGCCAACGUCUUCAUAACAGCCACCGGAGUGGUGAAACUGGGAGAUCUCGGACUGGGCCGCUUCUUUAGCUCCAAAACCACUGCCGCACAUUCCUUAGUGGGAACACCCUACUACAUGUCCCCGGAAAGGAUACACGAAAAUGGGUAUAAUUUUAAAUCGGACAUCUGGUCUUUGGGCUGCUUAUUGUACGAGAUGGCCGCUCUCCAGAGUCCCUUCUACGGCGACAAGAUGAACCUGUUUUCGCUCUGCCAAAAGAUCGAGCAGUGCGAUUACCCUCCUCUCCCGGCCGAGCAUUAUUCAGACAAGUUGCGAGAGCUGGUCGGCACCUGCAUCUACCCCGACCCGGACCAGAGGCCCGACAUCGGAUACGUGCACCAACUCGCCAAACAGAUGCACGCCUGGACCUCCAGCACUUGAUCCCGGAACUCUCCCGGAAAAAAAGAAAAAAAGAAAACCAAGCCAUCCCUGCGCAGUCUUACUUGAACCUUCCGUCUCGGACGAAACCAAGAGGUGCCUCGCCGAUUGAAACGGACGGG
Messenger RNA from Lacerta agilis (Sand lizard), 1448 nucleotides. Its product is annotated as serine/threonine-protein kinase Nek6-like. Bases 1 to 1329 code for a protein of 442 amino acids. Gene Ontology annotation, biological process: protein phosphorylation. Gene Ontology annotation, molecular function: protein kinase activity; ATP binding. Lineage: Eukaryota; Metazoa; Chordata; Lepidosauria; Squamata; Lacertidae. The record is from RefSeq and is a predicted model, not a curated record. The transcript is spliced from 11 exons.